CACACACACAGACUCACACACACACUCGUCCGCUCCUUGUACUUAAUGACGGCCUGAUACGAUGAUGUUUUUAAAAAUUAUUGUGACUUAGUCAACCACCAACAUGCAAAAGCGUGUUUCACCCGGCGAAAGCGUGAGAGUUGGCAGCUCUGCGUUAAUCUCGCGAUAAAAAAAUUGACGGCGUUAAAAUGGGUUUGCGUUAACGCCGUUAAUAACGCGUUAAACUGAUAACGCUACAUGAAACUAAAUAUUCUUUCUUAGCUCCCCCCUCUUCCCACCAUCACGCACAUACACACACUGAACAUAGCACAUUCCCAUGGACUCAAACAAGUAUGGUCUUGUGCUCUUUUGAAAGGUAACAUUCUGAACUUUCCCCCCCCAAAAAAGUCACAAUCACUUGAAGUGCUACUGGCAUUGAGUAAAAGCAGUUGGCACACAGUGAAGUAGAAGGUUUUUAUUUCCGCUUGAAUAUGUUUAAAUAAACACAUGCCUGCAGAUGACUCUAGCUUGGACUUAUGAGCUGGAAAACACAAUGGGACCCUAGCAUGAAGCCUUGAAUAGCCCAAGUUCAAAUUUGAUAACAAUACCACAGAAAAUGUAUAUUUGACAGAUCUUUUCCUAAGGGCAUGUCUAGGCGUUUUCCACAAAGGCCAUUUGGAGACUCCAAAGGACCCUUUGUAACCAUGGUAACCAACCAGGCUAAAUAGGCUAAUUUUACACUCAAACGUUUAUAUAAAAGAAACAAAACAACCACACAGUGAAACACCUCCUUUGAGUUCCUUUGGUGACCAGAGAGAUCAGAGACAUUGGCGCCAUCUUUAAUCAGCAGCUACUUCCUUUGAGUUCCUUUGGUGACCAGAGAGAACAGAGACAUUGGCGCCAUCUUUAAUCCGCAGGUUACUUAACUGACCACUGAAGAGACACUUCUCAGUUUACUCAAACAGUUCAACAUGACAACAAGUCAAGAUAGCUCUACAAGUCAGACAUCAGGAACACAACAACAACUCCAUCUGUCAACAGCUGAGCGAAUCAUGAUUCUAGACAACCGCUCCAAAAGCAACUUGCAGCCAAACUCAGUGAAUGCAAUGGCGGACCUCCUGCAACAAUUCAAAGGCUCAAAGUCAAAGAAUUUGAAGCUGUCGCUGGAGAACCAAGCUCUCAAGCAGGUACAGAGACGACUUAAGUCCAAGCUGCAGAAAAAGGACAGCAUGUUGAUAAUGAAGGAGGAUGACGGCAGGGAAAGAGAUAAAGUAAUCGCUACUUUACAAAGUGAAAAGGUUGCGCUGGUCAAUAAGAAUGAUGAGCUCAUGGCAAAACUGAAGACCGCACAGAAUCAGAACCGUGAUUGCAAGACUGCCUGUAACCUCAGAGUCGACUACCUUGAGGGUCUGAUAUGGAAGGGUCAGUCGGAGAAUUCCAUCUGCUUUAAAAGAACCAAGGAGCUGGAGAGCCUGGUUGAAGCCAAAGAGAAGAAGUGGCUCAACGUGCAGGAGAACUUGCAAAAUAAUGUUGAGCUCACGGAAAAACUGAGGGCCAUGCAGACUCAGAUUCAUCAGCUUGAGUCUGACACAGUCCUUAAAGUCAACACUCUGGAGGAUCAGCUCAGGAGUGAGCAGGUGGAGAAAGAGACCUGCCUUCAAAAGAUCAAAGAGCUGAACAGUCUGGUUGAAACCACAGAGAAAAAGUGGCUCAACGUGCAGGAGGACUUGCAAAAUAAUGUUGAGCUCACGGAAAAACUGAGGGCCAUGCAGACUCAGAUUCUUCAGCUUGAGUCUGACACAGUCCUUAAAGUCAACACUCUGGAGGAUCAGCUCAGGAGUGAGCAGGUGGAGAAAGAGACCUGCCUUCAAAAGAUCAAAGAGCUGAACAGUCCAGUUGAAACCACAGAGAAGAAGUGGCUCAACGUGCAGGAGGACUUGCAAAAGAAUGUUGAGCUCAGGGCAAAAAUGUGCACCGCACAGACUCUGAUCGACGAUUGCAAGGCUGCCUGUAACCUCAACACCGACUACAUCAAAGGUCUGGUAUUGCGGGUUUCCGUCUUCUCUGAAAGAGUCAAGGAGCUUGAGAGUCUGGUUGAAACCUCAGACCUUAAAGUCAACACUCUGGAGGCUCAGCUCAGGAGCGAGCAGGUGGAGAAAGAGACCUGCCUUCAAAGAACCAAGGAGCUGGAGAGUCUGGUUGAAACCACAGUGAAACCACCCAAUGUUCAGAAGAUGGAGGAGGAUAUUAAGUUCCUCAUCGUGAAGUCUAUUAAGCUUCAGGAGCUGGCUCUCAUGUCAGACAGCGACAAAGCCAAAAGAAGGGAGGAAGAAAGAAAAGUUCAGAAGAAGCAGGAGAAGAUCGAGAAAGAUAAAAGAGAGAUGGAGCUGAAAGACAAGAAGCAUCAGGAGAAGAAGAAGCAGCAGAAGAUAGCAAAAGAAUUAAUAGAGAAGCUGAGAGUGAAAAGAUAAAAGCUGAGCUUCCCUGCUAAAUUUCUAUUGUAUCUGCUUGUAGGUUAAAGAAAAAAGAAGGAACUGCACACAUAUACCAAGCUUCAUUAAUAAUUGACUAAUCUAAACCUAUGAUUCAAUUUUAGGACUUCAGAAACGUCAUAAAGAUAUUGUCAUUGUCUUAAUAUAGAAAAUAUAUGGUUUUAUGUGAUUUUAAACACUAUUAGUUACCGUACAGCGGUAAACAUACCUGAAACCCCAUGUAAACUAGAUCCAGACUUUUAUUUGGAUCUGCAUGGAAUUUGCAUACAUUCAUCGAUAGUUGAUAAUAUGUCUGAAUUUCUAAAUCAAUAUUCAUACACAAUUUACUGAGGAAUCAAUGGAAUUGUUGAAAAGUGUUCAAUCUCACAAUGUUAAAGACACGGAAUUCUUUUUUUUUAAAUGUUUUUUUGUCUGACUCAUAACAUCUUUCCACUUAAAGUCAUUGAAAUCUGUCAAAUAUCUUUUUUGCUGUGAACAAAUAAACAAAUGCAGAAGA
Molecule: messenger RNA, 2967 nt
Organism: Platichthys flesus (European flounder)
Lineage: Eukaryota; Metazoa; Chordata; Actinopteri; Pleuronectiformes; Pleuronectidae
Exons: 2
Coding region: 951-2450 (499 amino acids)
Source: RefSeq, a predicted model, not a curated record